Messenger RNA from Sitodiplosis mosellana (orange wheat blossom midge), 1154 nucleotides. Its product is annotated as glutathione S-transferase 1-like. The record is from RefSeq and is a predicted model, not a curated record. The transcript has 3 exons. Gene Ontology annotation, molecular function: glutathione transferase activity. The coding region runs from base 51 to 854 and encodes 267 amino acids. Lineage: Eukaryota; Metazoa; Arthropoda; Insecta; Diptera; Cecidomyiidae. Gene Ontology annotation, biological process: glutathione metabolic process.
GGUCCACGACUCGUGGACGUUUUUGAAUCUAACAAGAAUGGAGCUACUUGAUGAUAAUUGAUAGCGACGGUGUUGAACGUGUUUCGGUUCAGUUGUGGACAGAAUUCCAUAGUGAACAGUCAACGUCUCCGUUGUCAAGUGUUUUAAUUUCAGAGUUACAGAAGAGAAACCGGUUGAUCAUGUCGAAGAAGCCAAUUUUGUACAUGCAUAUUUUAAGCCCACCGGUGCGAGCUGUUCUGUUGACUGGUGCCGCGUUGGGAAUUGAGUUUGAGUUAAAACCCGUUGAUUUACUGGGCAUGGAACACAAAAAACCGGAGUUUGUUAAGCUCAAUCCACAACACACAAUUCCGUUUCUCGAUGAUAACGGCGUGCUGAUAGCUGACAGUCAUGCAAUUUGCGCAUAUUUGGUUGGGAAAUACGGCAAAGACGAUUCACUUUACCCAAAAGACUUGGCGAAACGCGCUCAAGUGGAUUCUCGUUUGCACUUUGACUCUGGCCAUCUCUUCGCUCGAUUGCGAUUUUUGUAUUUUCCAGUUUUCUUUUACAAGUCAGCCGAAAUGCCUGAAGAGCGUGUCAAGGAAAUUCAAACGGCGUGGGAUAUUCUGGAACGAUUCCUCUCCGAAACACCAUACGUUUGUGGCAAUGAUUUGACCAUUGCCGAUUUAUGUUUGGUCGCAACCGCGUCGUCAUUGACUGAAAACGUCCCAUUGGAUGCCAAGAAACAUACCAAGAUCCUUCAAUGGAUCGAUCGCCUUUCGAAAUUGCCAUAUUACGAAAAAACAAACGGCGUCGGAGCUCGAGGGUUGCAGGCCGAGUUUCGUGAUGUGCUGAAGAAAAAUGCCGAAGGAAAGUGAAUCUGAACCAAUCGUUCGUUCGUCAAAUGGAAUUUUUGAAAAUAGUAAAAGUCAGACCAUUAGUCUGUUUAUGGUUUUCGAAGAUUAUAUUCAGGAGACAUUUUUAUCUUCCGCACACUUUUUUAUACAUUGAUAAAAAUGUCUAUAAAAAUGUGUCUUUCUUUCAAUGAGAAUUUUCGGAAUUUUUUUUCAUAUAAAUCUUCUCGAAUCUUACAAAACUCUUUGUUUGAGAUCUCCAAUCUUAUCUUCGCCAAUUAUUUAAAAACAGAAAUAAAUGUCAUGUUCAACCGAAAUUCAAAA